Messenger RNA from Rubroshorea leprosula, 1436 nucleotides. The record is from the annotation of a GenBank genome assembly. NCBI's taxonomy places the organism in Eukaryota, Viridiplantae, Streptophyta, Magnoliopsida, Malvales, Dipterocarpaceae.
GAAUUUCAUAGUAGGUUUAUGACGUUAUGAUUAAAAAUGUUUACUACAAAAGAAUGUUAGUAAGCAUGUUUAGGUAUUUAAAGUCUUCGGCAGGUGAUCCUAAUAUUAGGAAUAUUAUGAGGAUUGUAAAAAAAAAGGAGGAUUGGGGACCACUAGAUAGGGUAGGCCCGAAUGGUAAUAAUGAAGUUAAUGAGGAAGAAGAGGAAGGUGACAUAGGGAACAUAGCCCAAGAUAAGGCCAUUGGUGGUAAUAAAGGUAAAUUUGAAAAUUCAUAUGAAAGAGGUGAAUGCAGUAAUAGAGGUGGCUAUGAAGAAGAGUGUUCUGUUGAUAAUUGGAAAUCAACAGAUGAAGAAGUAGAUCCUGUUGAUGGUAGUGACAGAGAUGAUAGUGAAGCCAUUGCUAUAAAGGCUAUUGCAAGGUCUCUAAGAAGAUCAACAGAAGGAUUAGAAGUUCCUCCAGGUUUUUCAACACCAAGAACAGAGUCAGGUACAAAACUGUUGCAAAGAAACAUAUUCUUAGAUCUAUUCCUAUGUCUACUCCCACAAAGAAAGCAUCAGAUCCAACUUGAACAUCCACAAGCAAGGGGGUUCCAAUAGAUUCUAUUGAAAAGGCCAGAAGGAGAAAGGGAAAAGCCAAACUUACAGAGAAGAGAUAUAAAACAUUGCUACAAAGUAGGAAGUCAUACAAGGGGAAUGACUUGACCCCUAAAAAAAAGGAAGAAGGGAGAUCUAAUACAUCCAUCCCAAUCAGUUCCAGUUUAUAAUGAUGAUGAGGGCAUAUACAGUGAUAAAAAUUGGAGAGAUAGUGAAUAUGUUCCAAGUGAUGAUGCUGGCAAGUUGAGGGACUUAUCAACAGAUUUUGAAGAUGACAUUUUUCUGCUCCUGGGGUAGUAGAUAGAUCAACAAGAGCUAUAAAUGUCUACUUUAAUCCUGCUUGGGAGGUCCUUAUUUUUUAAGUUGGAAUGAGGUUUCAAAGUUCCAAACAAUUCUAGGAAGCAGUCAAACAUUAUUCUGAGGAAAGGAUGUCCUCUUAUACACAUCAGGGAUGAACCUAAAAGGCAAAGGUUUGUUUGCAAGGCUGGUUUGUGCAGUUGGGAGAUUUAUACUUCAUUUGAGAAGAGGGACAACAAUUUCAAGGGCAUUAUUAAUGCAAAAGUAAAGGUAUUACCAUUGAUAGUGCAUGGACAUUGUGUAAGGCAUCUCUACUGCAAUCUUACAAGGCGAAAUAGAGAUGAUAACAUCAAACUUUGCAUUUUGGUUGGUAUGUAGGGCAACCAAUGAGUUCGACUAUUUGGAUAAAAUGGAUGCUUUAAGGGCAUUGUCUGAGAAAGCUUAUGCUGAAUUGAAUGAACUGCUUGGUAAUUUAUGGUGCAAAGCUUUUUUUGAUGAGUCUUGUAAGUUUGAUGUGAUUGAUAAUAAUAUAUGUGAGACUUUUAA